AGGUUUGGAUUUAGAACAUCAUUUUUUAAUCAUGCAAUGCAUGUAUUGAUGAGUCCAACACAUCAAUUAGCUCAUUGCAUAUACUGUGUAUUAGGGCUGCACAAUUAAUCGAAUUUUAAUCACGAUCACGAUUUUGGCUGCCACGAUUAAAUUAAGAUGAUCGUCGGCGAUUUUAACAUUUAAAAAGCGAGCUCUGUUGCAUGUCAAAUCAAGCACUUUCUCAACCAACCACCAGGGGGCGACCGAUAGGUUUGGGCAUCAUUACGUUGCCUAAACCGCAAACGAGCGAGCCCUGCAGGCAGCAACGCCAUUUUCAAAUGAUUUGUGAGAGAGUGAGGCGCAAUGUCGGGGGCAGGAGACACAAGUGCGCUAGCACCGACUGGAGACGAGGAGCCGCUGGUGCCUCGUGAAGCAGCAAAAUCUACUGUGUGGAGUUUUUUUGGAUUCAGGGCAAGUGAUAUUGACCAAAAGGACGUGAUAUGUAAAGAGUGCCACAGAGUUGUUUCCGCGCCAAAAGGCAACACAACCAAUUUAUUUAACCACUUGAAAACACACCACAAACAAAAAUAUGAUGAAUGCAUGAAGGCCAAAGCUAACGCUGGUCCACCAAAUCCCCGUCAGUGUCCAGCGCCAACCCAGACAACCAUUACAGCAACUCUGCACCGGGCGACACCGUAUCCAUCCACCUCUCAAAGACACGCUGAAAUAACGGAUGCAAUAACGUUUUAUUUGGCCAAAGACAUGUGUCCAAUAAGUACUGUAAGUAACAAAGGCUUCAAAAGCAUGGUCAAAAUACUGGACAAGAAAUACGUGAUCCCCUCGCGCAAUUAUUUCUCCAAAGUGGCAUUGCCUGCACUAUAUGAAAAAUGUCGGGAGGAAAUAGAGAGGGAAAUAACAACAGUCGAGUAUUUCGCAACUACGACUGACCUAUGGUCCAGCAGAACAAUGGAGCCGUACAUGUCCCUGACAAUUCACUAUAUUGAUGAUGAUUUUACAAUGAAGAGUCGGUGCUUGCAGACGUCAUUCUUCCCACAAGAUCACACAGGAGAAGCUAUAGCCCAGGGACUGCGGGAAGCACUGGCCUCUUGGAGCCUGCGAGAGGAGAAACAAGUCUGCAUCACCACAGACAAUGGAUCUAACGUCAUCAAGGCAGCUUCUCUAAAUAAAUGGAUGAGGCUCCAGUGCUUUGGCCAUAGGCUCCAUCUAGCAAUUGAGAAUGCAAUGAAAGAUCCUCGCAUUGACCGUGCAGUAGGGAUCUGCAAAAAACUUGUGAGCAGUUUCUCCUACAGCUGGAGGCGUAAAAAGGAGCUAGCACGGGCUCAGAAGGAGCUGAAGCUUCCAGAACAUGGGCUGAAGACAGAAUGCCCCACAAGGUGGGGGUCAAGACAGGCAAUGAUUGAAAGAGUCCUGGAGCAGCAUAAGGCCAUCUCUCAAGUUUUGUCUUCUGACAGAAAGUCCAGACAUCUCCUCCCAUCAUGGCAGGACACUGAGAUCCUCGAAGCCAUCUACAAAUCCCUCCACCCUUUGACUGAGUUUACUGAUGCACUGUCCAGUGAGAAGUAUGUCAGUGUUUCUUUUGUGAAGCCAGUCCUCCACCUCUUCACUUCCUCCAUCCUCAAAGUGAACGAUGAUGAUCCAGAGCUCACAAACACCAUCAAGACAAAAAUCCUAACUUACCUGGAGGAAAAAUACAAGGAUCCCGAGACACAAGACCUGCUCAACCUGGCUUCUGCUUUGGAUCCCCGUUUCAAGCUGCGAUACACAAGUGAGGACAGGGUUGCACCGAUCCAAGCCAGACUUAUGUCUGAGAUGGCUGCAUCUCUGAGCAUGGAGCAGGGCCCAAGUGAUGGUGGGACUGCAGACAUGGCAGAGGAUGAUGCACCCAGCACAUCCAAGAAGAAGAAGACCUUGGGGAGCUUCUUCAAGAUCACUGAGAGAGCCAGACCAACCCAUCCUCCUCAACAAGCUCUAGCCACUGAGCUUCAGUCGUACCUGCAGUGUGCUGACCUGGACAGUGAGGAGAACCCACUGGACUGGUGGAGGGAACAUCAGCGAGUGUACCCACGGCUGUCAAAGCUGGCCAAAAAAUAUUUGGGUAUACCCGCAACAAGUGCCCCUUCUGAGAGGGUUUUCAGCACCGGGGGGAACAUCGUGACUUGCCUUCGGUCUUCGUUAAAGCCUGAGAGUGUUGACAGGCUGGUGUUCCUGGCUAAAAAUCUGUAGGCCUGCUGUAUGGUAGUAGGUUCCAUUUGUGCCUUUCCUGCAACUGUUCGCAACUGUCUGUUUACAAACUGUUUGUUUGCACUUUAUAAUUGCAUUUUGCAAUAGAAUAUUGCUUUCCUUUUGUUUCAAUUUGAAGAGUUGUUUGUUUGAAUAAGAGAGUGCAAUAAAAAGGUAUGUUUUACCUAACAUAAUGAAUAAUCGUGAUUAAUAAUCGUGAUUACAAUAUUUAUAAAAAUAAUCGUGAUUAGCA
Acanthopagrus latus (yellowfin seabream) is the source of this 2473-nucleotide messenger RNA. RefSeq names its product E3 SUMO-protein ligase ZBED1-like. NCBI's taxonomy places the organism in Eukaryota, Metazoa, Chordata, Actinopteri, Spariformes, Sparidae. The transcript is spliced from 3 exons. Bases 343 to 2223 code for a protein of 626 amino acids. Gene Ontology annotation, molecular function: protein dimerization activity; DNA binding. The record is from RefSeq and is a predicted model, not a curated record.